GCAACUGAUGGUGGGUUGGCGCAGCCCAUAGUGACCUUAGUGGGCAAAAAAGUCAGGUCCACAGGUGGUGCACAACAGAUCAGUCGCUGGUAACUCCGGUUCAUAAAAAACGACGCGGCGGCGCGCAACCCAAUCAUGAUUGAUUCCUUCCACGUGCUCUAAAACCAUUGGUUACUUUUUAACCAUUACUCUCCUGUCAUUUCCAAAUUCAAUUCCCAAAAUUCUUAAUCUUCCUUUUUCCAGAAAACAAAAACCCAUAAUUCGAAUAGAUCUUUUUGUUCUACGCCAAUUAUUAUUAUUUUUUUAAAAAAUCAUCCAUAACCAUUUAGAGAAUGGAUUCAUUAGAGGAAGGUUCUUGCUGGGAUUUCCUUGAUUAUAGCUUCAUCGAAGAAACGACAACCUCUUCUGAUUUGUUAUGGCCUAAUAGUAAUAAUAAUCUCAGUGAGAUUGAUUUUUCGUCAAGUGGUGGUGCUGUAUCAGAAGAAAAGCAAUGCUCCCGGAAAAGGGCACGGGGUGAUUCUUGUAGCAAGCCGGUGACUAAAGCUUGCCGUGAGAAGUUGCGGAGGGAGAGACUAAAUGACAGGUUUCAGGAUUUGAGCUCUGUUUUGGAACCUGAGAGGCCUGCCAGAACAGAUAAACCAUCCCUGCUUGAUGAUGCUAUUAGAGUUCUGAAUCAACUGAAAACUGAAGCUCAGGAGCUUAAAGAAACUAAUGAAAAGCUGCUAGAAGAAAUAACAUGUCUAAAGGCCGAAAAAAAUGAACUUCGUGAAGAAAAACUCACGCUAAAAGCAGAUAAAGAAAGGACGGAGCAACAAUUGAAAAUUAUGGCAGUUAGACCACCUGGAUACAUGCCAGCUCAUCCAGCAGCCUAUCAUGCUGCAAUGAACAAGAUGGCAAUUUAUCCGAGCUUUGGUCUGAUACCAAUGUGGCAAUUACCUCCAGCUGCCCAGGAUACAUCAAAGGAUCAUGAGUAUUGGCCUCCUGCUGCAUAAUUCUUUUCCUUUGUAUUUUUUUCAAUAAGUAUUAUCUCAACUAGAGAUGGUUUGUUCUAGAUCAUCCAACAAUUUUUGUCUGUUUAAAUGUAAAUAUAACUCUUUCUUCCUCUGCCUGAUUUUGACAUUUGACUGUAGUUAAUGCAUUGUUGGAGAAUGACAAGAAGUGUAUUAGUUGGCAAUUAUUUGCUCAAAUGAAUUAUACAAUAUCUGUUGUUGA
Messenger RNA from Ricinus communis (castor bean), 1212 nucleotides. Its product is annotated as transcription factor bHLH104. NCBI's taxonomy places the organism in Eukaryota, Viridiplantae, Streptophyta, Magnoliopsida, Malpighiales, Euphorbiaceae. The record is from RefSeq and is a predicted model, not a curated record. Bases 333 to 992 code for a protein of 219 amino acids. Gene Ontology annotation, biological process: regulation of DNA-templated transcription; intracellular iron ion homeostasis. Gene Ontology annotation, molecular function: protein dimerization activity; DNA-binding transcription factor activity. The transcript is spliced from 5 exons.